This is a messenger RNA of Lathyrus oleraceus (garden pea), 1620 nucleotides long. RefSeq lists its product as uncharacterized. The record is from RefSeq and is a predicted model, not a curated record. NCBI's taxonomy places the organism in Eukaryota, Viridiplantae, Streptophyta, Magnoliopsida, Fabales, Fabaceae. Bases 1 to 1620 code for a protein of 539 amino acids. The transcript has 2 exons.
AUGGUCCAUGAUGCAUUUGGAUUUACCCAAAGUAGUCCGAAUAAUCUUGGUCCAUCUUCUGAGAACAACAACGAAGGGUGUAAUUCAAUGUGGGGUGAAGAUAAAUCCGAGUUUUUUGAUUUGUUAAAAGAUGUUAAUCAACCAUUAUAUGAAGGGUAUGUGUUUGUUGAUGCCAAGAUUCCUGUUUCAUUCUAUGAGGCUAAGAAAAUCAUCAACAAACUUCGUCUUGAUUAUACCAAGAUAGAUGCUUGCCCAAAUGAUUGUAUGUUAUACUGGGGUGAAGAAAAUAAAGACUUAGAAGAAUGUAAGCGAUGCAAGACAUCUAGGUGGAAGGAUGACAAGAAGAAGCAAUCUGCAAAGAUACUACGCUACUUUCCACUAAAGCCAAUAUUGCAAAGACUUUUUAUGUGUUCUAAAACCGCAGAGUCAAUGAAAUGGCAUACAUUGGAGGCUAAUAAAGAUGGUAUGAUGAGACAUCCUAGAGAUUCUGAGACAUGGAAAACAUAUGACUUACGUCAUCCAGAAUUUGCUACGGAUUCUCGAAAUGUACGACUUGGCCUAACCACCGAUGGCUUUAACCCUUUUGGUGUGAUGAGUACAAACUACAACAUUUGGCCAGUGGUUCUUAUCCCAUAUAAUCUCCCUCCUUGGGAAUGCAUGAAGCAAACAUCAACAAUCCUUUCCAUGAUCAUUCCUGGAAAACAAGCGUCGGGAAAUAAUAUAGAUGUGUAUCUACAACCUCUCAUCAAAGAGUUGAAAGAAAUGUGGUAUGAUGGAGUGAAAACAUUAGAUUUAUCAAAAAAUGAAAUGUUUAUGAUGAAGGCAGUUUUGAUGUGGACUAUUAGUGACUUUCCAGGACUUGGCACUUUAUCAGGAUGGAAUACACACACUAAGCUUGCUUGCCCCUCUUGUAACAAUGACACUGAUAGUUUUAGAUUAAAGAAUGGUGGAAAAUGGUGUUUUAUGGGUCACCUCCGGUUUUUACAAAAAGGUCAUAAACUUAGAUUGAGUCGGUCUCGUUUUAAUGGAAAAGUUGAGCAAAGAGAUGCCCCUGCUACUUUGUUAGGACAAGACAUCUUGAACCAACUAAAGGGAGCAAAUGUUACUUUUGGGAAAGUGUUAGAAUCUAAAGAAAAAGAUGGAGGAAAAAGAAAACGCAAGAAAAAAAUUGUUGAAGGACCGAGACAAUGGAGGAAGAAAAGUAUAUUUUUUGAUCUUCCUUAUUGGGAGUCCAAUUUGUUGCGCCAUAAUUUAGAUGUUAUGCACAUUGAAAAAAAUGUAUGUGAUAAUGUUGUAUACACUUUGCUCAAUGAAACUGGGAAAUCAAAAGAUAAUCUUAAAGCUCGUGAGGAUCUUAAAUUAAUGGGUAUAAGGAAGGAUCUUUGGCCAGAUAGUAAUAAAAGAUUUUGCCCAUCUUUGUUUACAAUGUCAAAUUCAAAGAAAGAUGUAUUCCUACGAACUUUGAGGAAUACUAGUUUUCCUGAUGGAUACUCAAGUAACAUUUCUAGGUGCGUUGACAUAAACAAUCGAAAACUUUUUGGGAUGAAAAGCCACGAUUGUCAUAUUCUUAUGGAGAAAAUACUACCUAUUGCUAUACGAAAUGUCCUACCAGACAUGUGA